GGAAACAAGGUGGGUUUUUUCCUUGUUUUGUCCCUUUCGAGGGUAUUGAGGGCCUGGCCCUUAGAAAAUGGGAAAAGGGCAAAUCUAACUUUUAUAAGGGGAGAGAAGAGAAUUUCAGAAGUACCAGGAUGGAAGGGUUUUUCUGAUCCCCAGAAGUGUAGAACAAAUGGUUAAACAAUUCCUUCACAAAGAAGAUGCAUCUCAACCAAGGAUUAAAAAGAGUUAUAGGCAUGGGAGGGAGGUGUCCUACUGGCAAUAUUAUGCUAAAGGUACACAUGUGAAGGGUGACCAAGAUAUCCUUGAUCCUGCCUCUCUGCAGCUCCUUUGGAUUUUCUUCCUCUUUCCAUCUCUAAGAUUGUUCACUGAAUUCCAUAAUUUAGUUCCGUGGUGGUUUAUUUUUAUUAUGUGGCUUUAAAAUGCAAUAAGAUGACUGCAAGUGAAAUGAAUUCCCUGUUGGAAUGUUUGGGUCAGCACUAUGUGUGAGCAGACAGCCUGGCUCCUGUUCUGCACAAAGUGAAGCUGAGUAAUGUCGGAGGGGACAAAGUGCACCCUUGAGCUGCCAGGGAUGCUGGCAGCCAUGGGAAGCACCCCAGAAGCAGAUCAGUCAUAUUGUCAUCGGCUGCAGCAUGACAUGUAUUUCCUUACAAGCACUAGCCGGCUGAAUGAACAAGUGGUUGAUAAAAUUGUUCUGCAGCUUAACAGAGUGUAUCCCCAAAUUCUUACCAAUGAGGAAGCAGAAAAGUUCAGGAACCCAAAGGCUUCACUCCAUACCAGACUCUCAGAUCUGUUAAAACACCUCCAAAAGAAAGGAGACAGACACUGUCAGGAGUUUUACAGGGCUCUGCAGAUCAAUGCUGAACAACUGUUUAAUGACCUGCCAAGCAGGAAAAUCUUGAGCCCGGUGUUUUUCCUGGCGUGUUUCAGCAUGGCUGCCGGACUGGCCCUGUUCUGGUACUGCUGCAACUCAGAAACACGAGUCAUAGGAAGAGCCAGAAGAAUCUUGGGCUUUUCUCCUAUUAUCAUAGGAAGACAUGUUAGAAAUAUUUGUAUGUUAUAUUUGGAAGACAUGUCAAGAAAUUAAGGGAAAGCUGUCUCUUCGCUUGUCUGUACAGUACACCGGCCAAAGAAGCCAAUGGUGCGUAAAGAUGUCUUGCACUCAUACCAAAGAUUUUAUUAAUUAGCUUCAUCAAUAAUUGCCUUGCCUCCAGAUGUAUUCGGAAUUUCAGCUAUAAAUGUCCUUCUUUAUGGGAAUGGACCGUUUAUUUUUGUAAAUGCUUAAAGUAUUUAUCGUUUGUAUAAAGAAAUAUUUUUAUUACAAGCUUUAAAAUGAUCUCUUAAGUGAGCAUGGCUCUGAAGUCAUGUUCACGCAUAUGUUUUCUAUACUGGAAUGAAGGAUCACAACUGUUUGAAGAAGUCUGGCCUGUCUUAUGUGAGAAUUAAUUUAGGAAAAGAACUUAAACACAUGCACUCAAAGCCUUACUAAGAAAUGGAUCUCUGUCUCAGAACUGUCUGUUUUGUCUAGAUCCUUUGUGAUCACUGCCUGAGCUCAAGUGGGCGGUGGCACCUGUGAAAAGUUUAUGGGGGCCAGUUCCCUUUAUGUGUGCCUUGUAUUCACUGUGUCUUCUGAUUCCCUGUUGGUGCCUCAUCCCAGCCUGCCUUGUUCCCAGUCACGCUCAGCUGCUGGUCCUGGUUUGCAUGCCCUGGAGCUGGUGCAGGCUGGUUCCCAGUCCAGGGAGUUCCAGGGAGUGGAAUGUCUGACCUGAAGUACUUCAGACUACCAAGAAAAUGUUCCAGAUUAAUUUAGCUUUCCCUUUCCCAUUGAAGUGAAUGGAGGCUCUGCAGUUAGACCUGGACAAAUUGGAUGGCUGGGCAAUCACCAACCCUGUGAAGUUCAACAAGGGAAAGUGCCAGAUUGUGCACCUGGGGUGGGGCAGCCAUGGAUGUACAGGCAGGCUGGGGAAUGAGAUGCUGGAGAGCAGCACUGGGCAAAGGGGCCUGGGAAUCAUGGUGGAUGGAAAGUUGGAUACAGUCAGCAGUGCCCUGGCAGCCAGGGGACACAUCCCUGUCCUGAGGGGGCACCAGGCCCAGCAUGGCCAGUCAAGCCAGGGAGGGACUGUCACACUCUGCUCUGCUCUGCUCUGGGGUG
Molecule: messenger RNA, 2146 nt
Organism: Ficedula albicollis (Collared flycatcher)
Lineage: Eukaryota; Metazoa; Chordata; Aves; Passeriformes; Muscicapidae
Gene: CARD19
Product: caspase recruitment domain family member 19
Exons: 5
Coding region: 527-1081 (184 amino acids)
Biological process (GO): regulation of apoptotic process
Cellular component (GO): mitochondrion
Source: RefSeq, a predicted model, not a curated record